UUUAUAUUUGCCACCCCGUAUUUCCAAGUUGCCACGCACUUGUUCAUUUUUCUUCUCAAUCAUCUUUGUCCCAUUUUUCUCUCAUUUUCCACUUUGCAAACUUCCCUUUGAAUAUCCUAAAAGAAGAAGAAAUGGCAGAUCAGCUCACAGAUGAUCAGAUCUCUGAAUUCAAAGAAGCUUUCAGCCUUUUCGAUAAGGAUGGAGAUGGUUGCAUCACCACUAAGGAGCUUGGGACAGUGAUGCGGUCGUUGGGACAAAAUCCAACUGAGGCUGAGCUUCAAGACAUGAUCAAUGAAGUAGAUGCUGAUGGAAAUGGAACCAUUGAUUUCCCGGAGUUCCUUAACCUGAUGGCUCGCAAGAUGAAAGACACUGAUUCUGAGGAGGAGCUCAAGGAAGCUUUCAGAGUGUUCGACAAGGAUCAGAACGGAUUUAUCUCUGCAGCCGAGCUGCGCCAUGUCAUGACAAACCUAGGCGAGAAGCUUACUGAUGAAGAAGUUGAUGAGAUGAUUCGUGAAGCUGACGUGGAUGGUGAUGGCCAGAUCAACUAUGAGGAGUUCGUCAAAGUCAUGAUGGCCAAGUGAGAACUGAUCAACUCGACUUCAUUCUUAGAAGUAAAAAAUUACAAAAAAAGAAGCUGGAAACAGGGCAGAUAAAUUGGAUGAGAUUUCUAUAUUUGGUUAGGAUACGUUCUUUGACGUUGUUAGCUUUGUUUGGGUGCUUGCCUGUUUUCGUACUCGCAUUGUUUUGUAGUGCUACUCUUCAGUAUAUGCUUGUCUGCUCUGUUUGUCAGCAAGUCUUGGUUUUUUCUUCUUAAAUUCCAGCAUUUUGAACUUAUGACAAUUGGAGAUUUUCAUUCUGAGUGACUAAUUUUGUUGAUAUUCCAGAUUCUUGUGUAUGUUUGCUCUUUA
Nicotiana attenuata is the source of this 908-nucleotide messenger RNA. Its product is annotated as calmodulin-7. The transcript has 2 exons. The record is from RefSeq and is a predicted model, not a curated record. The coding region runs from base 132 to 581 and encodes 149 amino acids. Lineage: Eukaryota; Viridiplantae; Streptophyta; Magnoliopsida; Solanales; Solanaceae. Gene Ontology annotation, molecular function: calcium ion binding; enzyme regulator activity.